Messenger RNA from Eimeria tenella, 1434 nucleotides. RefSeq lists its product as uncharacterized. The transcript is spliced from 3 exons. The record is from RefSeq and is a predicted model, not a curated record. Bases 1 to 1434 code for a protein of 477 amino acids. Lineage: Eukaryota; Apicomplexa; Conoidasida; Eucoccidiorida; Eimeriidae.
AUGCCGCACACUCAAGAAGGAACUGCACCAGCAGCAGCAGCAGCAGCACCAGCAGCAGCAGCAGCAGCAGCAGACCCUUCCCUCGAAGCACUAGGUGCAGCAGCAGCACCGGGCGCGCUGCUGGCUGGGUCUGCAGCAGCACAAACCGCAGCAGCAGCAGCGGCGCCAGCAGCAGCAGCAACAGUACCAGCACCAGAAAGCCUAGUACUUUUGCCUGCAGCAGCACCAGCAGCAGCACCAGCAGCAGCACCAGCAGCAGCAACCGCAGCGCCACUAGCAGCAGCAGCCCUAUCGGACCCAGCGCAAGGGUCGUUGCUGCCAGGGACAGCAGCAGCAGCAGCAGCACCAGCAGCAGCACUUCCGCUAAUGCCUGCAGCAGCACCAGCAGCAGCAUCGCCGUUAACAUUACCAGCAGCAGCAGCUCCUGGAGCAGAAACAGCAGCAGGGACAGCAGCAGCACCAUUAGCCGCAGCGCCACAAGCAGCAGCACCACUAGCAGCACCUGCUGCAGCAGCAGCAGCAGAACCAGCUGCCCCGCUAGCUGCUUCAGCACCAGCAGCAAGAACAGCAGCAGCACCAGGAGCAGCAGCUGCUGUCCUUCUCGCUGCUGCACCAACAGCAGCAGCACCGCUAGCAGCAGCAGUGCCGCUAGCAACAACAGCAGCACCGACAGCAGCAGCGCCGCUAGCAGCAGCACCAGCAGCACCAGCAGCAGCAGCGCCGCUAGCAGCAGCAGCACCAGCAGCAACAGGAGCAGCGCCAGCAGCACCAACAGCAGCGGCACCGCCAGCAACAACAACAGCACCGCUAGCAGCAGCACCCCUAGCUGCAGCAGCAGCACCAGCAGCAGCAGCAGCACCAGCAGCAGCAACAGCACCGGAAGCAACGACAGCCCCAGCAGCAGCAAAAGCUCCUUCAGCUUCUGCACACGAAGUUGCUGAGAGGAUGAGAGUGCUGGAGCUGCUGUCAGGUACUGCUGCUGCUGGUUCUGCUGCUGCUGGUGAUGCUGCUGCUGCUGCUGCUCCGCUUAGCGGCAGCGCAGCAGCGCAGCCAGCAGCUGCAGUUGGGGCCGGGGAGGGCGCGGAGGAAGCAGCAGCAGCAGCAGCAGCAGCGGCAGCAGCAGCAGCAGCAGCAGCAGACGGCGCAGGUGUGGGCCCGCUCGCUGCUGCAGCAGAAGAGGCUCCUGCUGCAGCAAAAGACGCUAAAGGAGACUCCCCAGGGGACUUGAAGACCUGCUUCAACCGCUGCAGCUGCACUCCUGUCAUAAUUGUGUCUUCGCUGCUUUUCGCAAUUUGCUGCUUUACUGUUUUCGUCGCCACUGUCCUCAUGGGCACUCUUUUCUCCAAAGGUUUCGCUUCCUCUGCGUUCUUCCACGGCGGCGGCUACGCGCUUUUGGCUGCUUCGGUUGUGGGUAAGUGCUGCAGCAGUCCCUAG